AUGACGGACGCGGAUGGCUACUUCAGUCCACGAAACCAUCCUCAGCGGAUUGUAUAUAUUUCCGAUGAUUCCGACUCCGACCUAGAUCCCGAGAUUUCAGAUUCAGAGAUGGAGCCCAUUGGUGAGAGGACACCGCUUUUCAGGCCCCCUACGGACAAUUCAAAACGGAGUAGUCCGUCGCUUCCUUCGCCUCCAUAUAACCACUCAACGACAACUUACGGUAGCACACCCACGGGGAGGAUAAUGGGUGGUGGAGAUCGCUCGUUCAAUGAUGCAAUAGAAGAGGAGGAUGCGGCCCCUCCGUAUUAUAGUGCCGAUCAUGCGCAGCAGCACGUGUGUACCGAGAAUUGCAACUGCGGGGCCCGAGCAAGCGCGCAGGCGGUGUCAGAAGAUAAAGGCUGGAGGCGCCCAGAUAUCAUCCGAGACCCUUGGGGAACGUUUGAAAGGAUCAGAAAGGAAAACUCCACGAGCGAAAUUUGCAGUUGGAUCUUCAUCCGGAUAGCAUUUGUGUUUCUUGCAUCGUUUCUACUCACAGGAAUGUUUACCAUGAAACGGCACGGUCAUGGUGGAGGGCCACCGGGCAGACCUCAUCCAGGGCCGCCCCCAGGUGAACCUGGGCGAGAGUGGCCGGACUUUAACGCAUGCCCUCCUGGGCCGGGGCAGGAUUUCUUCGCCAAGAAGAAAUAUGUAUUUUCUGGCCCGAGUUCGUUUGCAUUUUCGGAGAUAUCGACAACGGAUCCCGAAGCUUGGGAUCACGGCGGACAUAUUCAGGUGCUUGGCGAUGUAUUCGUGCAGGGCGUUGAGGACUUAAAAAGUGUUACUGUCGAUUUUGAGGUCAAGACGACGGAGAGGGAGUUGGGGGACAAAUACAGUAUUGAUAUGAAUGAAGAAGGGAUUGUCUUCAAGACGGAUAGAACUCCUUUCAGAGGCCAUCGUGGCUGUAUUGAAGUACGGGCGACAAUUUCAGUCCCACUUCAAAAACCCGGAUUCCCGAGGUUUUCCUUGCGCACUGAAGGAUUAAACGUGAUUUUGCAACCAUCAUUGGACCUUGUAGUUAACAACUUAUCACUCGAAACCAUAACGGGUAGUGUUAUCACAAGAUCAGCCUUCGGUGUAGAGUCAAAUAGGACAGUGAUUAUCAUUGACUCUGGUAAUAUUGAUGGUGAUUUCGGGCUCCAUGAUUUGGUCCAUCUGGAAACAAAAUCAGGGAGCAUAACUGCAAACGUCAUUCCUCAAGACUCAAACUCCCAUAUCGCUGAGUACGUUGCAGUGACCAUGUCAGGCCACAUAAAAACGAUUUUCCCCAGAGAUACAGCUAUCCUUCCGCAGGGAAGAAGCUACCGAUCAAAAGUUGAUACCGUCAGCGGUUCCAUCAGCGGUGAUUACGUACUUGGAGAAUCCCUCUAUCAUGGUACAGUGAGCGGAAGUAUUACAGCUUCCAUAACCGCCACCGGUGAAGGCCAUUCGACCCUUAUCACAGACACCAGACAAGGCUCCACCAACAUAUCAUUUACAAACCGUCUAGGAAACGGAAAUAAAGGUCUCAUCGCAAAGCACACAUCUAUAAGCGGGCCGGUUAGAGUUGAAUAUCCGGGGGAUUGGGAGGGUGUCGUUACUGGAAAUAGUAUGUCCGGCUCAGUCCGCAUCACGGGUGAAGAUGUAGUCAUUGUGGAGGACAGAAAAUGGCCUGCUGGCCGUUUUGUAAAGGGCGUAAAAGGUUCUGGAGAGUACGGAGGAACAUCGGAGUGCAGCGCAGUCAGUGGGUCUGUCAGUGUCCUCGUAGCCACGUCAUGA
Messenger RNA from Morchella importuna, 1794 nucleotides. RefSeq lists its product as uncharacterized. Lineage: Eukaryota; Fungi; Ascomycota; Pezizomycetes; Pezizales; Morchellaceae. The transcript has 4 exons. Bases 1 to 1794 code for a protein of 597 amino acids. The record is from RefSeq and is a predicted model, not a curated record.